AUGUUGCAUAUCACAGCCAGUAUCUACACGAAAGUCAACUUAGCUUUCUCGGAGCUUUUGGUUCCUUUGAAUUCCACAUGCCAGGUCGGGGACACUCAGAAUACUGAAAAUGCUGGACAGGCAUCUGCAGCUGGAAUCUCCAGCCGGCAGCACCAAGAAGUCCAGAAUGCGCUGCUGCACACCCUGGUCCAGUGUGGAGACGCCGCUGGAGACAGGGCCACCGAACUCUUCAACCAGCUGAAGUCGGAAAAGAAAGCAGAUGUGGUGACCUUCAACAUCAUGCUGCGUUCGUUGCUGUGUGUGGGCAAGCGCGAAGAGGCGCAGGCCCUGCUCAAGGAAAUGAACCAGCAUGGGCUGUCUGCUAACAAGGUCACCAUAGCUGAGCUGCUCACGGACAGAGUCCGUGCUGACGACGGCGACGGAGUGUGGCGACUUGUGGACUGGAUGAAGAAUACCGAUUUCGGAGUCACGAACGCGGCGUGCUCCAUCCUGCUUAGAAGGAUCUCUAGCGAGACUGAGCCGCAUGAGGUGGACCGCUCGUUUGACCUCAUUGAUCAGCUGUCGGAACCAGUGGAUGAAGCACUGUGCUCCCAGGCGAUUGAGGCGGCUAUUCGAACCAGUCGGCCCGCGGUGGCAAACAAGUUCAUGGAGAUGUUGGGAACGCUGCGGAACAAGAAGAACGGGAACACCAGCGCGGCAACCUUUGGGUCCAUGAUCAAGCUCCAUGGACAGAACCGAGAUCUUCAGCAGGUUUGGUCCACUUGGAACUUGAUGCGUGAGAAGGGCGUGAGCCCUUCUUCCGUGACUCUCGGGUGCAUGGUGGAAGCCUUGGUGAACUGUGGGGCAGUGGAUGAUGCAGCUUCCCUGGUGCAUCAGACCGCAGCUGAUGGACUGGGCUUCAUCCUUAACACAGUCAUCUACUCCUCCAUCAUCAAGGGCUUUGCCCAAGCCAAGCAGCCAGAGAAGUGCUUCGAUGUGCUUGAUGAGAUGGAGGAGCAAGGCAUUCCGGGCAACACCAUCACCUACAACACCCUCUUGGAUGCAUGUGCCAAGUGCGGCACCAUGUCCCGGGUUCCUGCGGUCUUCGAAAACAUGAGGCAACGGCAAGUUGAACCAGAUCGGAUCACGUACUCAACGCUCAUCAAGGGCUACUGCGUAGCAGGCGAGCUGGACUGUGCCUUCAAGCUUUUUGACGAGCUAAAAGCAGACGGCAAGCUGGACCUGGAUGAGAUUGUGUACAAUUCGCUUCUGGACGGCUGCGGCCGAAAGCAGAAGCCGCAGAAGGCGAUGGAAUACCUGCAGGACAUGAUCAGUGCAGGAAUCCCGCCGUCCAACUACACGCUCAGCAUCAUGGUCAAACUCCUUGGCCGCUCCCGGCGUUUGAAUGAUGCUCUGAAAUUGGCUAGUGAUUACCAGAAGGACUUCGGCUUGAAGCUGAAUGUCCAGGUCUUCACCUGCCUGAUGCAAGCUUGCCUCUUGAAUAAGAAGGUUUCGAAGGCCAUGCAGAUCUACAACGACAUGAUCAGUGAGCUGGGCAGGUUGCCAGACCGCAAGGCACACACCGUGCUGGUGGAUGGCUGCCUCCAAGCCGCUGCUUUCGCAGAAGCUACACAGGUUGCGCGAAUCGCAUAUGGCCUGGAAGCGCCGGAAGUCGACGUGAGAAUCCGCUCUGACAGCCAUGUCGGCGUGGAGUCGAAAACCAUGUCCGACCUGGCUGGGAAGGUGCGCGGAGGAAAAAUGGAUCGCAAGACGGCCAACCUUGCACUGGAGGUGCUGGACGCGGCAGAUCCCAGCGGAAAGUUGCGAAGCAAAGCAAGCGCUGGGACUGCUGACUGGGCGCCUGAGUCAGAGGAGAGUAAGGCAGAGGGAUCCUGGAAGAAGCCUAGCAACCGCGACCAGACAUGGUCGGGAUACUACGCUGAUUCACAAGGUGAUUGGAAGCCGCGGAACGGAAACAAGCGCUCGGGGAGAGAUAGUGGCUGGAAUUCUGGCUGGGAGUCCUGGGACGGUCCUUCCACCAACGCUUCACAGGCGUGGAAAGGUGAUGCGGGCAAGUCUCGAAGCAAAGGCCGAUCUAAAGGCUGA
Symbiodinium pilosum is the source of this 2085-nucleotide messenger RNA. NCBI's taxonomy places the organism in Eukaryota, Dinophyceae, Suessiales, Symbiodiniaceae. The record is from the annotation of a GenBank genome assembly.